CAAACCUGGCCCCUGGUCCAACCAGGCCAGCCCCGCCCCCGUGUCCCAACCCGGCUCCCGGCCAGUCCCCUGGCCCAACCCUACUGCGGCACUGCCCCAGUCACCUUCCGCCCUCGGACCCCAAGCCCCGGCCCGGACGUCCCCACUCCAUUCCGGGCCUCGCUGUCCCGCGCCCCUGGAGUGAAGGCAUGACCCCUCGGACGCUCCAAGUGGGCGCUGUCCCUCUCCCACCCUCUGCGCUUAUAUUUUUACUAUUUUGAGGUUUGAGGUUUUUACUACUUUGUUAAAGAGAGUAACACCCACCAGGAGGCCACGGGGCAUCCUUCUUCCGCCAAGGAUUCUUCUCAGGAACCCCAGGAAGUGAGUGCUGAGCCCCCCAGGUCUGGAGGCAGACGGGUGGGCACUAGGCGGGGGUCUCGGCCCCACAAAGUGAAGCCGGCUCCAGAGACCCUCGCGCCCCAACUCCUCCUGCCACCCUCGGGCACUUAGCCGUCCAGGUCCCCCGGGGCGCCGGACUUGCCGGGUUGGACGCACGUUGACACGGUUGUCGCUUUACAGAAACUGAGCCAGGCGGGGUAGAGCUCGGACUCAGAGAUAGAGAUGGAAAAAAAUGCGUAUGUAUGCUUUAAUAUAUUUGCAUAGUUAGGUGUUUCGUAUUUCUAGUGCACAUGAAUGGCACAAAGGCCGCGCGCCUCGCACGCCCGGCGCGUGGUCCUCGCCCGCCGGAUGUUGACGGCGUCGCCUAGCAACGAGGGAUGGCGGAGCCUGACGGCGGGGCCCGCGGGUCUCACCCAGAAGGCCGAUCAUCUUCUGAAGGAGAAGAAGGCCAGAAUGAUGGAGGCAUCAGGGUAUCACCGGUAGGGGGGAGCAGUGACCAGAGAAAUGAAGAAGCGGAGGGUACUCCGGAACACUCUGGAGGAGAAAUCGGAAAAGAUGGGGAAGCCACAGCCCAGGAGGAGGCUGAUGACGAUGAGGAAGUCGAAAUCCAAGAGGAAAAGGAAACCAAUGGCGAACUCGAAUUUGAAGAGGAAUUAGAAUCUGGUAUGGAAACCCCGUCCUCUGAAGGGAAAGUCAGUUCCACAGACCUGGGUUACUCCGACAUCAGCCCUGGUGAGGUUCCUGGAGAUGAAGUCGGCCCCACAUGCCUGCAUGACAGAGCAAGGGGGAAAGCGAGUCUUGAAGGCAGAGAGGGCCCCAGCUCAUCCCAAUCCGGAGGACCGGGGGUCACCUCCGCAGAGCCCUCCCAGCGAACUUCGGGCUCACCCGAGCAAGUGGACCAGGAGUCGGAAGCGCCCCUCUUUCCUCUGGGGCAGCAGCACCGCCGGGAACACAGCCAGGGGAGCCGCUACGUGUCCGUGGACUUGGACCAGCCGUCUCCGGGCGUGGAGGGCCCCUCCUCACAGGAGCCAGAGCCCGCUGCCCCCCCCGGGGAAGGAGCUGCGCCCUCCUUCCUGGACAGGAUCCAGCAGCUAAGCAUGGCGGAGGAAGGGGGCCUGGGGGAGAGAGUGGAGUCUGAGGGCAGCGACGAGGCCGAGGAAGACAGGUCCCAGCUGGUGGUUUUGGACCCAGACCAUCCCCUGAUGAUCAGAUUCCAGGCUGCCCUGAAGAACUAUCUUAACCGGCAGAUAGAGAAGCUGAGGCUGGAGCUUCAGGAGCUGGGCGUGGCCACCAAGCAAGGCCGAGUCCAGCGGCAGGAGCUGGGGGUGGACCUCUACGGGGUCCAGCAGCACCUGGCCCGCCUGCAGAUGCAGCUGGAGAAGAGCCACGACCGCCACUCGACCGCCGCGUGCGCCAGGCGCCGUAAGGAGGAGGAGCUGCAGAGCGCGCGCCUGCUCUACGCCAAGACCUGCGCCGCCGCCGGCGAGGAGCGCAGACAGCUGGCGGCCCUGCAGACGGAGGUGGAGACCCUGGCUCUGCACCUCUUCUACGUGCAGAACGUGGACCAGGACGUGCGUGACGACAUCCGUGUGAUGAAGCAGGUGGUGAAGAAGUCGGAGGCCGAGCGGAUGCAGGCCGAGCUGGAGAAGCAGCAGCAGGACCUGCACGUGGACCAGCUCACCGUCCGAGCCAACCAGCUGGAGGAACGGACCGCCCUGCUCGAGGCUCAGUACCGCGCGCAGGCCGAGGACACCCGGACGCUCAGGAAAGCAGUGAGCGAGGCCUGUGCGGAAAUAGACGCCAUCAGCAUGGAGAAGAGGCGCGUCCUGCAGCAGUGGGCCUGCAGCCUGCUGGGCAUGAAGCACCGUGACGAGGCUCACAGGACCAUCCAGGAGGCGCUCAGUGAAUGCCAGCACCAAGUCAAGUCCAUGGACGGCGAGCUCGAAGCCUAUAAGAAGUCCAUCAUGAAGGAGGAAGAAAAGAAUGAGAAGCUGGCCAGCAUCCUGAACCGGGCGGAGACGGAGGCCAGCCUGAUGCAGAAACUGAUCUCGCAGGGCCUGGCCAAGGACGAGGCCCUGCAGAACGAGUUCAGCACCUACAGGCUCACCCUGCUGGACACGGAGGACGCACUGGGCAAGGCCCACGCGGAAUACACGGCGACCCUCGGCGAAUUGCAGACUCUCCAGCAGACCGUCCGGCACGAGGCGGAGCAGCGGGGGAAGAUGGAUGUCUGCAUUGUGGAGAAGCUGCGGGAGCACAUGACCUCCAACAAGAUGACCAAGUACUUCCACCAGCUCAUCCUGAAGCUCCAGAAGGAGAAGACCAACCUGGUGACACAUCUUUCCAAAAUUGAUGGCGACAUUGCUCAGGCCACCCUGGACAUCACGAACACCAACUGCAGGCUGGACAUGCACCAGAAGACGCUGGCCGAGCUGGACACGGAAGUGAAAAAAGUCAACGACCUCAUCACAAACAGUGAAAACGAAAUCUCCAGGCGCACGACCCUGAUCGAGAGGAAACAAGGCCUCAUCAACUUCCUCAACAAGCAGCUGGAGCAGACGGUGUCGGAGCUUGGGGGGGAAGAAGUGGGGCCCCUGGAGCUGGAGAUCCAGAGGCUAACCAGACUGCUGGAGGAGCACGACGCGAGCAUGACGCAGGCCCAGGUGGCCUGGCUGCGGCUGCAGCAGGAGAUGGUGAAGGCCACGCAGGAGCGCGAGGAGCAGCUGGUCUCCCUGGACGUGGCCAAGAAGGAGCUCCACAUCCUGGAGCAGAAGAAGCUCAGGAUCGAGAACAAGAUUGACCAGGAGAAGGAGGAGCAGAAGCAGCUCCAGCGCCACAUGAGGGACCUGGACACCGACAUGCAGGAGAAGCUGAGUCAGCUCGGCGAGGAGAAGGCGGCCUUGCUCAACAGCCUGGUGGAGGCCGAGCACCAGAUCAUGCUUUGGGAGAAAAAAAUCCAACUGGCAAAAGAGAUGCGUGCCUCAGUGGAUUCUGAGACGGGCCAGAUGGAGAUCCGGGCCAUGAAGGCUGAAGUCCAAAGGAUGAAGGUCAAGCACGGGCAGCUCCUGAAGCAGCAGGAGAAGAUGAUCCGGGACAUGGAGCUGGCUGUCGCCCGCAGAGAGACCAUCUCCACCCGGGCCGAGGGGCAGUGCAAGUUGGACAAGAAGCUGCUCACCCGGACGGACUUCCACCACAAGCAGACCGAGCUGCGGCGGAAGAUCAGGGACAUUCGCAAGGCCACCGAGGAAUGCAGCCAAACCAUCCUGGAACUGGAGGAAACUCAGAAAAGCGUGAGCGACUCCCUCCUGGAGAAACAGGAGCAGCUGUUGAGGAUGCAGUCCGAGGGGGACGAGCUCGAAGCCGACCUGGAGAGGCUGGCGGCCCUCAAGCAGCAGAACCUUUCCACGCUCGUGGCCCUGCAGACACGCGUUAAGCACCUGGAGGCCGUGAAGGAUGGGCGGUACGUGUUCCUGCUCCGCAACAAGCCAAUGCUGCUGGCUGAGCUCAAGCGUCUGGACCACCGGCUGGCCAGCAUCAACACCAUCCUCCACCACGUGAAGGACGAGUACCCCCAGUUCCAGGAGGCCCUGCUCAAAGUCAGCCGUUCCAUCAGCAACAGGCUGGAGUCACCUUGGACCUAGAGAGCCGCCUGAAGCCCACCUCCCAGCCCCCAAGGCCAGCCCCCGAGGAAGAGAUCGGUUUUGUAUCUUAUCAGGGACCUCGAAUCUUUCUGUAUCACCAGAAGCCACCUCUACCCUCCAAGAACGACACGGCUUAAGAGAAAUAGACAGCCAGCACUAUAGGAAUUGUAUCUUUAGCCACCCAGCAGUGUAAACCAAGUCAGCUCCCAACAUUUCCAGUUACAUUUAGGUGCGGCUUUCAUUUGCAAAAGCAGUGCCUGUGAAGGCAAACCCAUGUUCCAACGGCUUACUCGUCCGAGUAAAACUGGAAACCCAGGUCUCUGCUCUGGCACCCACUCCCAGCUCCGGUUAAAUCCAGAUUCACAGCUCACAGGAGUAAGUCCAAAGGGACAUGACCCCCGGGCUGUGUCGGUGGAGACCUGACAUCUGAGAUAAGAGUGUCCAGCCGCAUGAACAUGAGCCCCCUCCUGGCCUGUCCCCUUGUCCCACAGCCCUUGUCCACCCGAGGGCUCCUUCGCCCACUGAUUCCUGAGUACCUGCUACCUUGUGGCUUCUCUGCAGCUGAAAGGGAAAAUGUUCUACAAAAUAAUUUCACAUUUUUCAGCAGGAAAAUAAAUUUUUUUUCUGAAUAUGAAAGACGCGUAUUUAUUGUAAAACAUUUCAGAACUACAGAAACCACAAAGGAGCGGGGAAGCCCCCGAUCCCAGCCCAGGGAUUUUUUUUUUAAGCCACACAGACAUUUACUCCGUCCCUGCCUGGGGGUUGGGGGAGGGGGUCCGGGAACUGGGGGGCUGUCGGGCUUGACGCGGCGCGCGGCGCUCUCUGCGCGCGGUCCCGCCUGACGGUCACAGGCUCCGGCUUUUGCAGUUCGCUUUGGAAAGCUUCCUCAUCAUAGCACACGCCCUCAGUGUGCGGAAAGCCCCUUGUCACCGACCGUUUUCACAACAGUCGGUCUUACGGGUUAUGACAAUGUCUUCCUUUUCGGAAUAAGUGUACGUUGCUUCCAGAUGGUCGCUACUUUCGCCGUCUGGGUGCUGAACACCUGCGCCCGCCCUCCUGGCGAGAUUGGCAGUCUGGCUUUGGG
Vicugna pacos (alpaca) is the source of this 5103-nucleotide messenger RNA. The record is from RefSeq and is a predicted model, not a curated record. NCBI's taxonomy places the organism in Eukaryota, Metazoa, Chordata, Mammalia, Artiodactyla, Camelidae.